UUGUGCCUUGAUCGCCCAGCCUGUAACUUAUAGAAUUUAGCCAGCUUGGGAGUCUUGGGCAAAAUACAUCACGCCCAAUUGGGUAUUUUGUCAAUUAACUGUGUCCACGCGGUAAUUAGAAGCAAUUAACUGCAAAACAGUGAAUUAAAACUACGAAAUAGAGAAUCGAACCAUCGAUUGACGUCGCGAGUGCGUGAUAAAAGCACGGUUUACAACACAACAAACUGUAGUGUGGUUAAACUUAACAAUGCACAUAAAAUUUUUAAUAUUCGUAAAUUAUGACAUCUGAGGUGCAGGAAGUUCGAGUGGAAUACGUCGAAAAUUCAACCCAGGAGGCCAAGCCCACCCCGUCGCCUCUGGCGCUGCUCGCCGCCACCUGCAGCAGAAUCGGACCUACCUCAAGUGAAACACCUCCCACAGUCACCAUGUCCACUACGCCCUCCCCCACGGUGAAGAGCGUCCCGGUGGCGAGCCCUCAGGUGGUGAGCGUGCCCGUAGGCCUGCCCCAGCAGCUGCAACAGCAACUCCUCCAGCAGCAGGCCGGGGCACAGCUGGUGAGCGCCGCGGCCGCUGCCGGCCAGAAUUUGGCAUAUAAUGUAAUGCAGCCAAUGCAGACCGUCACCGUCGACGGCCAGGAGGCGCUUUUUAUACCCGCUAUGACCCUUGCAGGGGGACAACAACCUCAGCAGAUUUUCAGUCCUGGUCAAAUAAUAAGAGGUCCAAGUGUACUACCCGCGAAUAUCCAGAACCUCCAAAAUCUUCAAAAUUUACAAAACCUUCCCACCGUGCAGCUAUCCAAUGGACAAAGCGUUACUGUCCGACCAACCCUUCCUCAGAUGGUGCAGUUUCCCAUGCAACAGACCAUACCGAUACAAGUUCCUAUAUCGACGGGUAAUGGUCAAACCGUCUACCAAACGAUACAUUUCCCUGUGCAAUUGGCAGCCACCGCAGUUCCUAACAUUAUUCAAGCUCAACCCCAAUUUGCAAACAUCCUGACGCCCAACGGACAAAUUCAACAACUGCAAAUUGCCACGUCAGUAGCAGCUCCUCAAACACCCACUUCUGUUGCACAAGGCACGGCCCAGGUGGCUCAAUUGGAUGCUAAUACCCAGCUUACUUUUACGGGAGCGAACGGACAGCAAUUUACCGUUAUACCAGCGGCGAAUUUGCAGCAAGUACGAGGUGCUACAGUUGGAAAUUUAGGAAAUUUAGGAAAUAUUAUACAAGUGCCUAAUAUUCAAGCCAUACCAAAUAUACAAAACAUACCAGGACUUGGCAAUGUUCAAGUAAUAACCCAACAAGCCGCAGCACCCCAAAUAGCAGUAGGCCAACAUAUCCAACAAGAUCCCAACGAUCCCAGUAAGUGGCAAGUGAUCCCUAAUGUUACAGCCACUGCCCAACCCGCUACCACCGCCCCUUUAACCCCUGGUGUUGUCGUCACAACGUCACCAACAGAUCCAAACAACACCACGCCGACCAACGAUCCAAAUGGGGAUGGACUGCAAAAACAGAGGGUUCGAAGAGUGGCUUGCACAUGUCCAAACUGUAGGGAAGGUGAACGGCAUUCAGACAGAAAAAAACAACACAUAUGUCAUAUACCCGGCUGCAAUAAAGUUUACGGGAAGACCAGUCACUUAAGAGCACACUUGCGGUGGCACACGGGGGAAAGGCCGUUUGUGUGCACCUGGUUGUUUUGUGGGAAACGAUUUACAAGAUCUGAUGAGUUGCAAAGGCAUAGGAGAACCCAUACGGGGGAAAAGAGGUUUCAGUGCAAUGAGUGUAGCAAGAAAUUUAUGCGGUCAGACCACUUGUCGAAACAUUUGAAGACCCAUCAAAAGCAACGGAUAAUGCGGCAAGAGGUAUUAGACCAAGACGAGGAUGACACUUGGGAUCAAGAACAACCUCAACCCCAAGCACAACAGCAACCAGAGAGCGAAAUGAAAUCAGUUUGGAUUGCAGAUACUAAAAACAAUAUUAAAUAUGCUAUCACGCGUGUUAAUUAUUCACAGGAAGCUGCGACGUCUACCCAAUCGGUGUCAUCGGACAGUUCGAGUAAUGAAGAAAAGAUGAUGAUAACGAUAAGCACGUCAGAGGCUGAUGAAUUAAUAAUUGCCGAUCCGCUGGAUAGCUGAGCACAAUUAUUUAUAGUAGAUCCUACAGAUUGUUUACUAAUUUGAAAUUUUACGAUUGUUUAAUUGAGUUUGACUAUUUAUUGUACAUAUUAAUAUGUAUAGUGAUUUGU
Messenger RNA from Anoplophora glabripennis (Asian longhorned beetle), 2242 nucleotides. Its product is annotated as transcription factor Sp4-like. Lineage: Eukaryota; Metazoa; Arthropoda; Insecta; Coleoptera; Cerambycidae. Gene Ontology annotation, biological process: regulation of transcription by RNA polymerase II. Gene Ontology annotation, molecular function: DNA-binding transcription factor activity, RNA polymerase II-specific; RNA polymerase II cis-regulatory region sequence-specific DNA binding. Bases 279 to 2132 code for a protein of 617 amino acids. The record is from RefSeq and is a predicted model, not a curated record. The transcript is spliced from 6 exons.